AUGCUUCCAAUCACUGCCUUCCUCGUCAUUGUGCGAACCGGAUGCGCUUUUCUAUUCAAUUCACCAACCGACAUUGCUCAUUGCUACGAGUUGGAUCUUGAAAAUUGCUUCCGUGAAGCAUUUCUGGCAGCGAUACACCCUCCAAUUCGAGGACGGCGAGCAGCUCCUCUCUUUCACUCGGCCAACAUCACCGUGCUAGACAAGCGGAAAAGCGACACGGCAAAUCUGAUGUUGUGCCACGAUGUGCGCAGGUUCUCGCUGUGCUUCCAUUACCCGGGUUGUUCGGAGCAAGUUGCAGCUGCGAUCGCUUCCGUGCAGUACCACAUGGUAUUUGGAAAGAAACUACCACUUCAUGUCUUCCUUGCUUAUAAAGGUUACGGUAGACAGGUGAGGAUUUGA
Molecule: messenger RNA, 399 nt
Organism: Ostertagia ostertagi
Lineage: Eukaryota; Metazoa; Nematoda; Chromadorea; Rhabditida; Trichostrongylidae
Source: the annotation of a GenBank genome assembly